ACUUCCGGCUGCGGCUGCUUCCGCUUCCGGGUUGCUGCUGGGGUCGGGCCGGUGCCGGCCUCGGCCCCGCGCAAGAUGGCGGACCUAGAGGCUGUGCUGGCCGACGUGAGCUACCUGAUGGCCAUGGAGAAGAGCCGGGCCGCGCCCGCCGCCCGCGCCAGCAAACGGAUCCUGCUGCCCGAGCCCAGCAUCCGUAGCGUCAUGCAGAAGUAUCUGGAGGACCGGGGCGAGGUGACGUUUGACAAGAUCUUUGCGCAGAAGAUCGGGUACCUGCUGUUCCGGGACUUCGCCCUCAACCAGGCGGAGGAGGCCAAGCCCCUGAUGGAGUUCUACGAAGAGAUCAAGAAGUACGAGAAGCUGGACUCGGAGGAGGAGCGAGCCACCCGGAGCCGCCACAUCUUCGACCAUUACAUCAUGAAGGAGCUGCUGGCCUGCUCCCACCCAUUCUCCAAGAGUGCCACGGAGCACGUGCAGAGCCGCCUGAGCAAGAAGCAGGUGCCCCCAGACCUCUUCCAGCCCUACAUCGAGGAGAUCUGCCAGAACCUGCGUGGGGGCAUCUUCCAGAAAUUCAUUGAGAGCGACAAGUUCACGCGGUUCUGCCAGUGGAAGAACGUGGAACUGAACAUCCAUCUCACCAUGAAUGACUUCAGCGUUCAUCGCAUCAUCGGCCGCGGUGGCUUUGGAGAGGUCUACGGCUGCCGGAAAGCGGACACGGGCAAAAUGUAUGCCAUGAAGUGUUUGGACAAGAAGCGCAUCAAGAUGAAGCAGGGUGAGACGCUGGCCCUCAACGAGCGCAUCAUGUUGUCCCUUGUCAGCACUGGGGACUGCCCGUUCAUCGUGUGCAUGUCGUACGCCUUCCACACGCCUGACAAGCUCAGCUUCAUCCUUGACCUAAUGAACGGGGGGGACCUGCACUAUCACCUGUCCCAGCACGGCGUCUUCUCGGAGGCGGAGAUGCGCUUCUACGCAGCAGAGAUCAUCCUGGGCCUGGAGCACAUGCACAGCCGCUUCGUGGUGUACCGUGACCUCAAGCCAGCAAACAUCCUCCUGGAUGAGUUCGGACACGUCCGCAUCUCAGACCUGGGCCUGGCCUGUGACUUCUCCAAGAAGAAACCCCACGCCAGCGUGGGCACCCACGGCUACAUGGCCCCGGAGGUGCUGCAAAAGGGGGUAGCCUACGACAGCAGCGCCGACUGGUUUUCGCUGGGCUGCAUGCUCUUCAAGCUGCUCCGCGGGCACAGCCCUUUCCGGCAGCACAAGACGAAGGACAAGCACGAGAUCGAUCGCAUGACCCUCACCAUGGCUGUCGAGCUGCCCGACUCCUUCUCCCCUGAGUUGCGCUCGCUGCUCGAGGGGCUGCUUCAGCGUGACGUCAACCAGCGGCUGGGCUGCAUGGGGCGGGGCGCUCAGGAGGUGAAGGAGGAGCCCUUCUUCAAAGGCCUGGACUGGCAGAUGGUGUUCCUGCAGAAGUACCCCCCGCCUCUCAUCCCGCCCCGAGGCGAGGUGAACGCGGCCGACGCCUUUGACAUCGGCUCCUUCGACGAGGAGGACACGAAGGGCAUCAAGCUGCUGGAAAGCGACCAGGAGCUGUACCGCAACUUCCCGCUCACCAUCUCGGAGCGGUGGCAGCAGGAGGUGACCGAGACCGUCUUCGACACCGUCAACGCGGACACGGACAAGCAGGAGGCUCGCAAGAAAGCCAAGAACAAGCAGCUGGGCCACGAGGAGGACUACGCCAUGGGCAAGGACUGCAUCGUGCACGGGUACAUGUCCAAGCUGGGCAACCCCUUUCUGACACAGUGGCAGCGCCGCUACUUCUACCUCUUCCCCAACCGGCUGGAGUGGCGUGGGGAGGGCGAGUCGCCGCAGUCCCUGCUCACCAUGGAGGAGAUUGACUCCGUGGAGGAGACUCAGGUGAAGGAGCGCAAGUGCAUCCUGCUCCGCAUCCGUGGCGGCAAGCAGUUCGUGCUGCAGUGCGAU
Messenger RNA from Numida meleagris (helmeted guineafowl), 1980 nucleotides. It is a transcript of the gene GRK2, whose product is annotated as G protein-coupled receptor kinase 2. The record is from RefSeq and is a predicted model, not a curated record. Lineage: Eukaryota; Metazoa; Chordata; Aves; Galliformes; Numididae. Gene Ontology annotation, biological process: regulation of signal transduction; protein phosphorylation; G protein-coupled receptor signaling pathway. Gene Ontology annotation, molecular function: G protein-coupled receptor kinase activity; ATP binding; G protein-coupled receptor binding.